CCUCAUGCUCCACCUCUCUGGAUCUUUGCUGCUCCGUUCCCUUGGCAACGUAGUACACAGCGCGAACCCUAGCACCCUGCACGAUGUGCUACAGCAGAGUAGGUGAAGAGAGUAGCAGAGGAUUACAGCAUAGACAGCAGGAGAAGGGUAACAAGAACAGGAGAGAUGAACACGGAGGAGAUACACCUUGCUCCCCCGCUCCGAGGAGUUACGCCUGUUUUACGGAAAGUGGAUAUUUAUUCCUUUGGGACCCGUCAACAGAGGAAAAUAUUUCCUCACUACUACCCCGCAACCUGGUUCGGCAACAAGUACAUCCCUCUUAGGGGAUCACCUCACACAGGCCCUGGGUGUUAUGCUGCGACUGAUUGGAACGGCUUGGCAUAUAACCUAACGCGAAUUCCGACCAGUACGAAAGGUUAUGCUAUUGGAGCCAGGACAGCUGUGAGGUUUAAGCCAGUCAGCAAGGAAGUGACACCAUACCCAGGAAUGUACCAGAAAGUUGAUACUGGGAAUGAAAAACACAAGCAAAGCCUUGCUCCAUUUAAUGUCUUGAUGCCUCGACUGAGGCAUGAAGAAAAGGCCACUUCCUAUCCUGGCCCUGGCACAUACAAUCCAGAGAGGAAGCCACCCCCAAAAGUUGUUUGGCCAAUGAAAUUUGGAGCUCCAGACUGGUCUCAGGUUCCAUGUCUAGAGAAAAGAACUCUAAAAGCUGAGCUGUCUACAGACAAGGACUUCAGAAAGCAUCGGAACCGUGUGGCCUACUUUAGCCUGUACUACAACUGAAAGGUGGGGACUGUCUGUCUUCACAUGCUCUCCUGGCCACAGAAUCUUCAGAAUUGAGGACAGAACUGCUUCUGUGUUUCUGAGUUCCCCUCUCUACCAGUUCAGUGUCCAGGGAGGGACAAGGGUCUCAUAGUCACCCUACACAGACAUAAAGACUGGUCCAGAAUGUUCUUACUCUUGUCUC
This is a messenger RNA of Acomys russatus (golden spiny mouse), 967 nucleotides long. RefSeq names its product primary cilia formation (gene Cimap3). The transcript is spliced from 6 exons. Gene Ontology annotation, biological process: regulation of cell projection organization. The record is from RefSeq and is a predicted model, not a curated record. Gene Ontology annotation, molecular function: cytoskeletal protein binding. Bases 166 to 783 code for a protein of 205 amino acids. Gene Ontology annotation, cellular component: ciliary basal body. NCBI's taxonomy places the organism in Eukaryota, Metazoa, Chordata, Mammalia, Rodentia, Muridae.